This is a messenger RNA of Odobenus rosmarus divergens (Pacific walrus), 3836 nucleotides long. RefSeq names its product ubiquitin specific peptidase 13 (isopeptidase T-3) (gene USP13). NCBI's taxonomy places the organism in Eukaryota, Metazoa, Chordata, Mammalia, Carnivora, Odobenidae. Gene Ontology annotation, molecular function: cysteine-type deubiquitinase activity; protein binding; zinc ion binding. The coding region runs from base 170 to 2761 and encodes 863 amino acids. The transcript has 21 exons. Gene Ontology annotation, biological process: protein deubiquitination. The record is from RefSeq and is a predicted model, not a curated record.
CCGCCCCCGGCCCCCGGUGCCCGUUCCCGCCCCGCGGCCCUCUCUGCCCGCCAGCCCCGGCUCGGCUCCGGUCCCCCGCGCAGCCCGCCGCCGCCGCCGCCGCCGCCGCGGGCAGACCCAGCGCUCCGGCCCGACCCGGCUCGGCUCCGCUCGGGUGCACGCCGCGACCAUGCAGCGCCGGGGCGCCCUGUUCGGCAUGCCGGGCGGCAGCGGCAGCAGGAAGAUGGCUGCAGGAGACAUUGGCGAGCUGCUGGUGCCUCACAUGCCCACGAUCCGCGUGCCCAGGUCGGGGGACAGGGUGUACAAGAACGAGUGCGCCUUCUCGUACGACUCCCCCAAUUCUGAAGGUGGACUCUAUGUAUGCAUGAAUACAUUUUUGGCCUUUGGAAGGGAACAUGUUGAAAGACAUUUUCGAAAAACUGGACAGAGUGUAUACAUGCACCUGAAAAGACACGUGCGAGAGAAGGUAAGAGGGGCAUCUGGUGGAGCUUUACCAAAACGGAGGAAUUCCAAGAUUUUUUUAGAUCUAGAUACUGAUGACGAUUUAAAUAGCGACGAUUAUGAAUAUGAAGACGAAGCCAAACUUGUUAUAUUCCCAGACCACUAUGAAAUAGCACUACCAAAUAUUGAGGAGUUACCAGCCCUGGUAACAAUUGCUUGUGAUGCAGUUCUCAGCUCAAAAUCUCCAUAUAGAAAGCAGGACCCAGACACAUGGGAAAAUGAAUUGCCAGUAUCCAAAUAUGCCAAUAACCUUACCCAGUUGGACAAUGGAGUCAGGAUUCCUCCAAGUGGUUGGAAGUGUGCCAGGUGUGACCUGCGGGAGAACCUCUGGUUGAAUCUGACUGAUGGCUCCGUGCUGUGUGGGAAGUGGUUCUUUGACAGCUCUGGAGGCAACGGCCACGCGCUGGAGCAUUACAGAGACAUGGGCUACCCUCUAGCCGUGAAACUGGGAACCAUCACUCCUGACGGGGCAGAUGUUUAUUCUUUUCAAGAAGAGGAACCUGUUUUGGAUCCUCAUUUGGCCAAGCACUUAGCGCAUUUUGGAAUUGAUAUGCUUCAUAUGCAUGGGACAGAGAAUGGGCUUCGGGACAAUGACAUCAAGCCGCGGGUCAGUGAAUGGGAAGUGAUCCAGGAGACGGGGACGAAGCUGAAGCCCAUGUAUGGCCCCGGGUACACGGGUCUCAAGAAUCUGGGCAACAGCUGCUACCUGAGUUCUGUCAUGCAGGCCAUCUUCAGCAUCCCAGAGUUCCAGAGAGCGUAUGUAGGAAAUCUCCCAAGAAUAUUUGACUACUCUCCUUUAGAUCCAACACAGGACUUCAACACACAGAUGACUAAGUUAGGACAUGGCCUUCUCUCGGGCCAGUAUUCAAAACCUCCAGUGAAAUCUGAACUCAUUGAACAGGUGAUGAAGGAGGAACACAAGCCUCAACAGAAUGGGAUCUCUCCACGCAUGUUUAAGGCCUUUGUAAGCAAGAGCCACCCAGAAUUCUCCUCUAAUAGACAGCAGGAUGCCCAGGAGUUUUUCUUGCACCUGGUGAAUCUAGUAGAGAGAAACCGCAUUGGCUCAGAAAACCCAAGUGAUGUUUUUCGGUUUUUGGUGGAAGAACGUAUUCAGUGCUGUCAGACGCGCAAAGUCCGCUACACGGAGAGGGUGGAUUACCUGAUGCAGUUACCUGUGGCCAUGGAGGCAGCAACCAACAAGGAUGAACUGAUUGCCUAUGAGUUAACGAGGAGGGAGGCAGAAGCAAACAGACGACCCCUUCCCGAGUUGGUUCGCGCCAAGAUACCAUUUAGUGCCUGCCUUCAGGCUUUUUCUGAACCGGAAAACGUAGAUGAUUUCUGGAGCAGCGCCCUACAAGCAAAGUCUGCGGGUGUGAAAACAUCUCGCUUUGCCUCAUUCCCUGAAUACUUGGUAGUGCAGAUAAAGAAGUUCACUUUUGGUCUUGACUGGGUUCCCAAAAAAUUUGAUGUUUCUAUUGAUAUGCCAGACCUACUUGAUAUCAACCAUCUCCGAGCCAGGGGGUUACAGCCAGGAGAGGAGGAGCUUCCGGACAUCAGCCCCCCUAUAGUCAUUCCUGAUGACUCAAAAGAUCGCCUGAUGAACCAACUCAUAGACCCCUCAGACAUUGAUGAGUCAUCAGUGAUGCAGCUGGCUGAGAUGGGUUUCCCUCUAGAAGCAUGUCGGAAGGCUGUAUACUUUACUGGAAAUAUGGGAGCUGAAGUGGCCUUCAACUGGAUCAUUGUUCACAUGGAAGAGCCAGAUUUUGCUGAACCACUGACCAUGCCUGGUUAUGGAGGAGCAGCUUCUGCUGGAGCCUCUGUUUUUGGUGCUACUGGAUUGGAUAACCAACCUCCGGAGGAAAUUGUGGCUAUCAUUACCUCCAUGGGAUUCCAUCGAAAUCAGGCUGUUCAGGCGCUACGAGCCACGAAUAAUAACCUGGAAAGAGCACUGGAUUGGAUCUUUAGUCACCCUGAGUUUGAGGAGGACAGUGACUUUGUGAUCGAGAUGGAGAAUAACGCCAAUGCCAACAUUAUUUCUGAGGCGAAGCCUGAAGGACCUAGAGUCAAGGAUGGAUCUGGAAUGUAUGAAUUAUUUGCGUUCAUCAGUCACAUGGGAACAUCUACAAUGAGUGGCCAUUAUGUUUGCCACAUUAAAAAGGAAGGAAGGUGGGUGAUCUACAAUGACCACAGAGUGUGUGCCUCAGAAAGGCCCCCCAAGGACCUGGGCUACAUGUACUUUUACCACAGGGUGCCACGCUGAGCCUCAGACACGCCAGUCGGCGAGAGGAAGCCACACGCCUUUUUAAUUUGCCAAAAAAAAAAAAAAAAAGCAGAAGUUGGGACAGCCAGACAUGAAGGAAUACAUGGGGUAUUUAUAGUUUAUUUAAAGAACAUCAUUUGACGCCUUCUGAAAUAGAACUGGGAAGAAAUUUCUAUUAGUGAUGAUACACUACUGUAGAUAGUUUUUCUUUUUAUAAAUGUUCAAGGAGAGGAUGAUUUAAAAAAAAAGUAUUUAUAUUGCUGAUGGGGGAUCUGCCACUGUCACACCAAAAAAUGGGAAUGUGCCACCAGCCCUCUAUUAUGCUUUGGUAUGGUGUGGCCUCACCCCCUCCCCCCAAUAAACGAAAAGCCUGUUUUUGUUUCAUAUCGAAAAUCAGUAAUGGGAUGGGCUUUAUUUGUGACACAAUUUUUUCAUUACACACAGUUUCUGACCUAGCCAUGUAUAGAAGAUUAGAGCAUCUGCAAUGAAAGGUAUUUUUAAUUUAAUCGUAUCGAAAUUCAUGAUGUGAUUGUGUGAAUGCGUGAGGGUGAGACUGUUAUCGUCAACCAGGAAAUCUGUGCCGGGCUGGUUUUUAAAGGUUAAAGCAGUUGGUAUUAAGCAUAGCUGGGAAAAGCGAGUAACUAUUUUAAAGAAACUAUAACUCAGGAACAGUUUUAAAAAUUGGCUCCCCACUUAGAUUUUCAGGCAUAAAAAGGGCUGAGUUGUCCCUUUAAGUGCUGUCAAGAAUUCACUGGGGUUUGGGACAUUUGGUGGAAUAAAGCUGAUGCCCACGGCAGCACAAUAUUGUUCUUUGCCAAAGGUAGAUGAAUUCUGUUUCUCAGCAGCCCUUCCCACUAAGGCAUAGCAUGUAUUUUUAGUUAAAAUAGCUAAUCUUACCAUAAUAUGUAUCAACUCCUUGGAAUCACACAAAGUGCCCCAAAUUUGUCUGUAAUUUUCUUGUCCCCACGCUCUUUGCCUGCCUCUGUUUCUACAUUUUCCUGGGGCUAGAGUCUCCUCUCAGCUCUCUCUUGGCUAAUCACCUCCUGACUUCCCUUCGCUGCUUAUUUGCUGCGAC